AUGUUUCCAAUACAAUCGCACACCGUACACCUCGUUCUGCAGUACAUAUCACCACCAUCCCUAUUGACUGAACCCCUGCCACCUCACUUGUUGUCCAGACAAUUACUUCAACGACACCAUUUUCUUCAGAUUUCCCCUGAUAAUCCCGUCGAUUAUCUAUGUUGGCCCGCACCUCAAAGUGCCCGUGUCAUCCAGCUCCUCGACACCUAUCCCCUCACAGCUCCCGGUGAUCAGCCGGACCACUAUUUCGUUCGAUACACAUCAGAUUUAGAGCACACUUAUGCUCAUGUGCAGGUCGUCGCUCAUGACGAGGGCGUCCGCGUGCUCUUCGAAUGGGAUGAUCAAGACGGAUGGAAGUAUCAUGACAGUCAACUGAUGCCUUUCCCGUCUACAUCACGCCCUACGUUACAACAAGCAAAUACCCAAUCAUCUUCAGCGGAUGGGGUGCGGCUGCAACGGCGGCCAGCCACGUUCUUUGCCGGUACCACAGAUCUAGACGAUGAAGACCGUUAUUGGAACGCAUACGGAGCCCCACUUCAUGAUUCAUUUUCCGCUUUAGCACCGCGCGGUGCAAAAGAUGGCUCAGCCGACGGAGCAGAAGAUGCUUAUUGGGCACAGUAUUCAUCAGUACAAGGAUCCGCUGACUCCACGGUGCCUUCGCCUCUGCCGAACAAUCGCAAACUACAACCCGCGCCUCCGACUUAUUAUACGCAAGAAGAGACUAUACCGAUACCAGAUGAUGCUAUACAUUCUUUGCCGCUAAGCGACAGUAAAUGUGGGCCCCCAUCGCCUACCAAGUUGGCACAUCUCCUUGACAUGAUUUCCCCACGUAAAGACCUCCACACACCCACGUCAAACGAACCACCAUCAGCUUUCGACCGUGAUACCCCGUCACCUCUCUCAACACUGGAUAAUUCUGACCUCGUGACUCCCGUGUCAGGCAACCUGGGUCAAUAUACCCACGUUGUUCCACCCGUAAAAGUCAAGUUAGAUGGUAUGCCAUAUUCUAACGGGCAACAUUCAGGUAACGGACAAGGUGAUGACGAAGAAAACGAAGUUGCUGUCGAGGAGGAUAAAGCAUUGACUGAAAGUAUCAAAGGCAUAUACUACCUGUGGAAGACGACGAAGUGGAGACAAGCAGAUGAAGAGAGCAGUGACGCAUUCUUACGUAUCGUCCGAACGGCUGUAACUCAGUCAUGA
Suillus paluster is the source of this 1200-nucleotide messenger RNA. RefSeq lists its product as uncharacterized. NCBI's taxonomy places the organism in Eukaryota, Fungi, Basidiomycota, Agaricomycetes, Boletales, Suillaceae. The record is from RefSeq and is a predicted model, not a curated record. Bases 1 to 1200 code for a protein of 399 amino acids. The transcript is spliced from 2 exons.